Messenger RNA from Xiphias gladius (swordfish), 1668 nucleotides. RefSeq names its product speedy/RINGO cell cycle regulator family member A (gene spdya). Lineage: Eukaryota; Metazoa; Chordata; Actinopteri; Istiophoriformes; Xiphiidae. The transcript has 6 exons. Gene Ontology annotation, molecular function: protein kinase binding. The record is from RefSeq and is a predicted model, not a curated record. Bases 20 to 958 code for a protein of 312 amino acids. Gene Ontology annotation, biological process: positive regulation of cyclin-dependent protein serine/threonine kinase activity.
UGGUCCAGACUUCAGCACGAUGAAACAUACACAUAGGUGGUGCCAGACUCCCCCCUCAGUAACUGUCCGGGUCAAACCCAGCAGUGCUCACAGUCGCCAAAUCAGAAGAGAUCUCCGGCUGAAAAGAGCCAGUGGCCAAAGCGCCCAGGGCCCAGCGGGGAAGAGCCAGUCGAGCCAGCGCCAGGAUGAAGUGCAUUAUGCCAAAAUGAUCAUGCCUCCAACUAUUAUCAUCCACCGGCAGGAAAUGGCAUCAUACUUCAGGCUUUUUGAUGAUGACCUUAUUCAUGACUUCCUGUGGAUGGACUGUUGCCGUAAAAUGACAGACAAGUACCUUCUAGCCAUGACCUUUGUGUACUUCAAAAGGGCCCGCUUCACUAUUGCUGAAUACACCAGGAAGAACUUUUUCAUUGCACUGUAUCUUGCCAACACCAUGGAGGAGGAUGAGGAGGAGAGUAAGUAUGAGAUUUUUCCAUGGGCACUGGGCAAGAACUGGAGGAAGCAGUUUCCCCGCUUCCUCAAACAGCGAGACAAGCUGUGGGUUCGCAUCGAGUACAGAGCUGCUGUCAGCAGGCGCUGCUGCGACGAGGUUAUGGCUAUUGUGCCCUCUCACUUUGUGUGGCAGCGAGAGAGAUCAGAGCACCACAGCGGCGCCCAGCGGCAGUACGGUGACCGAGACCACGCCCAUAUUCCCCGCGGGCCCUCUGCCUCCCCGGUCUCCUGUAACCUCUGUAACCACGGCAGCAGGUUAGAUCAUGGCCUGAGCUCCCCUUCUCCCUAUAGAGGCUCUUCUGCACAGACCCCAAACACCACCUAUCCACACCCGUUCGCCACCUUGCUGACUUUGGAGACCACUCCACCCAGGGCUACAGCCUCUUGCAGGAAGGAGGUGGGGAUGAAAAGCCACAUGCAGCAGUCUUCCUGCUGCUGUGCUGAGGGGGUUCCUAGUAAGUCUCACUAAUACAGGGGAUGAAUCUUCUUGUGGAUCCGCAUACGACCCUUCUAUGGACUGGAUCAGUGAGGAGUAGAGCGUCACCACCUCAGCAGUUUUACUACUACUCUCUUUAUACUGAUGGUUCAGUUCUGUGUAUUAUCUUCUCUUCUCUUUAAUAUCACUUUUACUCUGAAGUAAAGGUCUGAAUCGCAAGGUUAACUCACUAGUUUGUGUUUAUCUCCCAUGCAAACAUGGUACUGAUUUUAUAACUGGUCAGAACAAAGUUAACUCUUCAAGUGACUGUAAGAAUGAGCUAAUGUUAUUCCAUACAUCAUAUUCUGAUGGAAACGUGCAGUAAGAUUAAUGUGAGAUGCCAAAGAGUAUUAUUGUAACGGUUUGUUUAACUUACACUGAGUUCCUGCUAUUUAUUUGUACAAGUAUUUAUUUAUUUAUAUAUUUGUUUGUUUUACUGAAGGACUUACUGAAGGACUGUUUUACUGAAGGAAUUUUUUUGCUGACCACUUAUUCACAGAUUGUAAAAGAAAUUGUCAGUAAAUGAGUUCUAGACACUUUGGCCGAACUGAAGUUUAGCCACUUAUAGAUACAUGUCUUCAACAUAGUCUGUCACAUACUGGGAUUAAACUGGGUGUUGUUAGUAAUGUUGCCACUGUGCCUGUUUAAUGAUCCAAUGCUUCCUUUUGAUUUUUCAAUAAAGGGUUGAACUUUAAUCGGUCAUU